Molecule: messenger RNA, 7138 nt
Organism: Onychomys torridus (southern grasshopper mouse)
Lineage: Eukaryota; Metazoa; Chordata; Mammalia; Rodentia; Cricetidae
Gene: Atad5
Product: ATPase family AAA domain containing 5
Exons: 23
Coding region: 362-5866 (1834 amino acids)
Cellular component (GO): nucleus
Molecular function (GO): ATP binding; DNA clamp unloader activity; DNA binding
Source: RefSeq, a predicted model, not a curated record
CCAAUUGACAAGAACUCCCGCCGAAGCCCCAAGGCCUGACCAGGUUCGGUGUGCGGCGCCCACUGCGGCCCGGGGCUCGAACGCUUAGCCCGGAGCGUCUGCCUCGGGGGCACCGUACACUGUUCAGCCGCCCCGCCGUGGGCCUGCGCUCGCGCUUUCUCGACGUCUCAGUCUAAGCCUGGCUUGACGGCCCUGGGCCCAGCCUCGCACUCGCGUCUGGCUGGUGGGUUCUCGGGGACCCGGGACGGACCCCGCGGUCCCGUAGCUUGCUCCCACUGGAUCGGCCGCUUCUAUGGCCUCCAGCCAGGCUGGGCCGGACCGCUGGAGGUCCUAGGAUCCGGGGCUCUGGGAGGCAGGGAUCAUGGUGGGGGUCCUGACCAUGGCGGCGGCUGCAGCUCCCCCUCCAGUAAAGGACUACGAGAUUGAGCCAUGCAAAAAGCGGAGGACAGACGAUGACAGCUCUUCCUGUGAGACAAUCACCAAGUAUUUAUCACCAGUAGGAAAGACUGGAGACAGAGUCUUCUCGCCGCCAAAAGCCAGUAAUAUUCUUCAUUAUUUUAGAAAGACUUCACCCUCAAAUGAGAAGUCGACAAAAGAGGGCAAGAUAAAGCCAUCUCCAUCACUGCUUGUUGACAACAGCAAAGACUGUAAAACACCUUUGGAAGUGCUCUCAAAUGUGGAAGUUAAGAAGAAAGGAAAGAGAGUUAAUUUAUCUCAUCAACUGAAUGAUAUAAAAAUUGAGUCGUCGGUGGGAAUUAGUGGUGAUCGUGAGGAGGACUGCAGUUUAAGUGAUUUUGUGGAAAGCAGCACUGAUGUUUUCCUUUACAAAAAACAUGUAGAGGUUCUUACAGAAAGCAUUCAAGACAGCAGAAACAAGCCAGUGACCCCCCCCAAAAGGUCCCGGAAAGUAUAUCCUAAACAAGACACCACAAAAAAUGAUGGCAAAAUGUUGAGAAAAAGGAAGCACAGCAAGCUGCUAGAUAUGUCUGAAAGUUUACCCUUGGCAGACGAAAUAAGUCAGCUUAAGAAAGGUGGCAAAGACAUUAAACAGACGAAACCUUCUGUGGCCGAUGAAAACACGAGGACUGCGAAUCAUGUGGACCCCAGAGCUUGUGCAACCAAAGUAGUUGAUUUAAACAAGAGUACAAUAACGGUCUCUUAUGAGGAAUUUUUAAAAAGUCACAAGGCAGCUAGAGUGGAAGAGAUACCUGACCCUGCAGUGCCAGCUUGUGUUCCUUCUGCACCUGGUGAAGCAGUCAAAAGUUCUGAAGGUGAAUCAGAAAGCUGUGAGUUAUCUCCACACAUACACCUUAAGACAGUUACUGUUCUUGCACAGGUUCACCCUACUCCCCCCAAAAAGAAAGGGAAAAUACCGCCAAUGUUCUUGAAACAGAAACAGCUUGAUCUGGAGAGUAGCCUCUCUGAUCCAGAAAAUGAGCACACAGCUCAGAAAAGGAAAUCGAAUGUUGUGAUUCAGGAGGGCCAGUUAGAACUGGCUGUGCUGGAAGCCGGGAGCUCUGAGGCUUUGGUACCAAAGUGCAGCAUGGAAGAGAGACAGCAGUUUAUGAGAGCAUUCAGGCAGCCGCCGUCAGAAAUGCUCAAAACUGGACUCAAGAGACCUUUGGAGAAGCAGAAAGACCCAAGUGAAAAAUCUGUAAAUGAAGACGGUGAUAACAGUUCUGAAAAAAUCAUAGAAAAUCCUAAUAUCCAGAUAGUUUUAAAUCAUGGUAGUUCACAGACACACACUGAUAAAGCAAGUUUUCCGAAGGAGAAAAGUAAAAAGUCAAAGAAAAAAGAUAGGAAAACGAUAGGCACUAGGACCACUCCAGGUGGAAACCGAGAAGAAAACAUGCAAAAGGAAAAAACAUCCUUUUCCUCAAAAGAUAAACCAAAACAAACUAGCCUUCGAAGGAGUUUAAGACAGAAGUCCGAAGUUUCCAAAAGCAAAUCAUUACUUAACAGUGAAAGUCUUGUUUGUGAGGAUACAGCACACAACUCUCUAGAAAUGGCUCUGUGUGACAGAAAUAAAUCAAGAAAACACAGCACACCAAUCAAGGAUAUGGUCACACAUUCCAAAGCUGAGCCUGAAAACAGGCUGCAGAACGUUUCCACACCCAAGCCAACCAGGAGAUCUCUAAGAGGUAGCAACACGCCUGCCACAGUCACCCUUAGAGGUACUGAGUCUGAGGAUGCCCAGGACACUAGUCCUGUGAAGCCUUCCACCCCAAAAGCAGCCAGCAUAUCAGAAAAACACAGCCUGUACACAGCGGAAUUAAUAACAAUACCCUCUGAUUCGGAGAGCCCCAUUAGAAUGAAAUUCACUAGAAUUAGUACUCCCCAAAAAUCUAAGAAAAAAUCCAAGAAAAUGUCUAAGAAAUCUGAAACAACUGAGGGAGAUCUCACUUCUCAGAAGAGAAAGGCAAACAGUACUUCAAAAAAUGUAUCCAAAGCAAAACAACUGAUUGAGAAAGCAAAAGCUUUCCGAGUCAGUGUAUCAAAGGCUGAAGAAACAGUGGUCCCGUUGAGGCGUUCCUGUAGGCACCAGACACUUCCUGAAAGGGAGAAGUCACCAGAGUCAGAUGAUUCUGUAAUACUAAUAGAUUCAAGUCCAACUUCUGUAAAGCAACCAGAGAAAAAUCAGAAGAAACUUAAGAAUUUGAAUGAUGUACUAGGAAAAAAACUUAACAAGCCUUCUAAAAAUAUCCCUGGAAAAAUGAAAAUUGCUCCUUUAUUUCUUGCCAAAAAGACUAAGAGAACAGCCAUUCCUGUCCUUGAUUUGGAUGAAAGCAGUCAAGAUUCAUCAGAACAAACUCAGGAUUGUGAUGUACAAUUUAAAGCAAAACGUGAUUUUCUACGGAGUGGUUUGCCAGAUUUACUGAAACGACAGAUUGCAAAGAAAGCUGCUGUACUAGAUGUUUACAAUGCAGUGAGUACCAGUUUCCAGAGGGUUGUUCAUGUCCAACAGAAGGAUGAUGAGUAUUGGUUAUGGCAUUUGAAGCCACCGUCUUGUCCUCUGUUAACUGAAUUUAAAGAAUUGAAUACUAAAGUAACAGAUCUCUCAAAAUGUGUUGUUGCUCUUGGUGAAUUUUCAACAUUGAAUUCAAAUCCAAGAAGUAAUUCUGCUGUUGUGUUGAUGAGGACAAGGAAGGAUUUUACUAAAGAAGUAAGAAAUCUUUUGCUGGAGGAAAUAACACAGUCAAAUCCUGAAUUUUCUUUAGGAAAAUAUUUUCCCUUGCUUCUAAAAAAAAGAAUUGAGCACCAGGUACUUUCUGAGGGUCAUAGUAAACAAGCAAGUCCACAAUUACAGCCUCGUGUCAGUCAAAAAGAAACCAAACGGAAAUGUGUGGAAACAGGAAAUCAAAAGUCAAAAAGAAAGAAACCAAAUGAAUAUUCAGUGAGCCCAGAAGAGAUAAAGGAGAAGUCAGAAGAUCUUGAGAAAAGAAUCAAUUCUUCUGGGAUAAAUCUAUAUUCUGCCAAAGGUUCUGGAACUGAAGACAUGCUUUGGACAGAAAAGUACCAGCCUCAGAAUUCAAAUGAACUCAUAGGCAAUGAGUUAGCCAUAAAAAAGUUAUAUAGUUGGUUGAAGGACUGGAAAAGAAGAGCUGAACUGGAAGAAAGACAGAAUUCGAAGGCGAAAAGAGAUGAAAAACAGGAAGAUUUGUCGGAUAGCAUGGACUUUAAAGGCAGUUCGGAUGAUGAGGACUGUCAUCUUUGCAACACUGUUCUUAUAACAGGGCCAACGGGAGUGGGGAAAACUGCUGCCGUGUAUGCUUGUGCCCAGGAGCUCGGGUUUAAGAUAUUUGAAGUGAAUGCCUCUUCCCAGAGGAGUGGUAGACAAAUCCUGUCUCAGCUGAAGGAAGCUACCCAGUCCCAUCAAGUAGAUAAACAAGGUGUAAACUCCCAAAAACCCUGCUUCUUUAAUAACUACAACCUUGGCAAGUCACCAAAAAAGUUAAAUUCCCCUGGGAAAGUUGUUAUAUCACCAAGAAAGCUUCCUCCGUCAUCACCAAAAGGAAGUGGGCAGAAGCGAGUGCUUCCCCCUAAAACUUUGGCAAAUUAUUUUAAAGUACCCUCCAAAUCCAAAAAUAAUGAAGAAGUAGGAGCACUCAUGGGAAAUAAUAAAGGAAUCAAAAAUUCUUCUUUGGAACAGAGGCAAAUUAUUCAGACUAAAUCAACAAAUGCAAAUAAUUCAAAUGUUAAAGAAAUCGGAGCUGAAGAAUCCAGUAGAAAGAAUGCAACAUCUCUCAUUCUCUUUGAGGAGGUUGAUAUCAUUUUUGAUGAAGAUACUGGGUUUUUGAAUGCAGUCAAAACAUUCAUGGCAACAACUAAACGUCCAGUAGUUCUUACUACAAAUGAUCCCACAUUUAGUUUAGUGUUUGAUGGCUGCUUUGAAGAAAUAAAUUUCAAUAUUCCUUCCCUGCUAAAUGUUGCUAGCUAUCUCCAAGUGAUCUGUUUAGUUGAAAAUUUCAGAACCGACUUAAAAGACUUUGUAACCUUGUUGACUGCAAACGCUUGUGACAUCAGAAAAAGUAUCCUGUACUUACAGUUUUGGAUCAAGAGUGGAGGUGGAAAUUUAGAAGAAAGGCCUUUGUCACAGUGUCGAGGAAAUAGCAGAAAUGUACUGAUGUGCUCUGAAGAUGGCACUGAUGCAAAAAUUAACUCUAAAAACAGCAGAAGGAACCGUGUAGCCCUCCCCAAAUGCGACACCGGCUGUGCAGAGGCUUUGUUUGGACUCACGAACAUUGCCUCUCCAUCCCAAGACUUAUUUUCACUUUUAAAGCACAAGGUCACAACAAAGGAAGAAUGGCAUAAACUCAUCCAGCUCCUGACAGAAUUCCACAUGCAGAACAUCGAUCUGUUGUAUAGUAACCUUGAGUUCAUCCUGCCAUUGCCAGUUACUGUCAUCCCAGAAAUAAAAGAUGCUCAUGGCUCCCCAGUGACGACAGAGGCCAGUGUACUAGGAAGCAAGGAGCAUCUUCCCAGGAAGCAGUCACAAGACCAGCAAUUUAAAAAAUCACAGAAAAGGAAACGGAGAAAGAUAGUGACCCUAGAUGACAGUGACUUAUUUGACACUGGACUGGACUUUCCUGAUGAACUGGCUGGCUUAUCUCCGGUGCCUUCUUUGGCUUUAGAAGACAUCACAAGCAGAGACAGAGAAGGCAACCCAGAGACACAGACACAAACCAAAAGUUUCACGUCUGACUCUGUGCCUCAACCUCCUAAGACACCAGCAGAGAAGAAGUGUUCUGUGCUCGUUUCCCACUGUUUAAAUUCUCUCACUGAGUUCAUGGAGAACAUGUCCUUCUUAGAUGCCCUUUUAACAGACCCCGGGGAACAGAAUGAAUUGAGUAAAAAUCUUUUUCACUGGACAAGCGGGAAGGUUAAAAGCGGACUUUGUGAUGAGUUUAGUAUUGAGAGUAGAGAUGGGUGGCCUCCUCAGAGCUCUGAAGAAUUAAAAGCAACUGCAGAAGCUCUCAGCUUUACUAAAUGUUCUUCUACCAUUUCAAAAGCAUUGGAGUCCUUGAAUUCAUGCAAGCACUUAGGGAGAGACUCCAUGAAUGGGCUCACUUUCUGCGUUUCACAAAGGUGCAGCGAUGUACGCUUCCGCCAGUCAGCAACUAAUCUAGACAAUGCUGACAAGAGGAUGGCAGUCAUUAAAAGAGUGUUUUCUAGUCGGUCUUUUCUGAACCUGGGUAAUAAGCAGGCAAGUAUACUUGACUACCUGCCAACUCUUCGGAACAUUUGUCGGACAGAGAAGCUAAAAGAACAAGGGAAAAAUAAAAGAAGGUUUCUGCACUAUUUUGAAGGAAUUCAUCUUGAUAUUCCUGAAGAGGCUGUGACUGCUUUGGCAGCUGACUUUCCUUGAUGUCCCCAUCUUCAGUGCCCUGGACGGAUGAUGGUGGUCCUUAAGACACACUAGAUUAUGAUUUUAAAGAAGAGCUUAUUUCUCUUAAUGUAAAUUUUUAAAAAGACUGUAUUUUUGUGGUUCAAGUAUUUAAAAUGAAAAAUUUGGGUUACAAACUGUAUAUAUGAUUGUGGCAUACUUUUUCCUGAAUGUUUUGUAUUAUCUAUUUUUGCUUUCUGUAUGUGUAGACGGUAGUGUUCAUGAAGAGAUUUCUAAAGCAGUUUCAGUGUUGAGCUCAUCCAUAAUUUUCCCUUCCCUUGGACCCUCCCUCUGCUCUCCAGCAUCAGAGCGUGCCGCCACCUGCAAGUCCCUAAAGCUAGCUGCACGGCACAAAACAGUUCCAGCAUUGAGCCAUCCAUGUUGGCGAGGUAAAGUAUCCUGAAGUCUAGUUUCCAUAAACCUUUCUUAGCACCCUGUGUAGGUAAAGUCUUAUGCAUUUUGCCAACUCAAUCAUUUGUGCAUUUUCUGGUACCUUUAUAUCAUGUUUUCUUCAUAAAUAUAAUGACAUUAAUUUAUCUAUUUUGGACAUGUUGUUGAUGGUUGAAGAAAUAAAGGAUUCUAACAUGGGGUUUCUACCUAACAGCUAUUUCCACUUAAGUUUGGUUUGGGGUUUUGUGGUGCUUAGGAUUGAGGUCUUUUGUGUUAUUGGCACAUGUCCUAUGUCCUUUGUCUUAGUAAACACAGUCUUGUUUUUGUAAUUAUUUAUGGUGCUACAGAUCAAACCCAAGGACUUGUGCAUUCCAGGGACACGCUUAGCCAUUGAGCUAGAACCCCCACUCUGUCUUUGAGACUGGGUCUGCUUAUAAUGCUUUGGCUGCCUGUAAACUCCUUCCAGACUUACGUGAAACUCCUCAGCUUCUCAAGCACCUGGGACUACAGGCACGUGCUGCCACACCCAGGAAGGCCAUGGGUUUUGUUUGUUUAUUUUUGUAAGUACCUAUUUUUACAUUAGUAGCAAGAUUUUAAAAUGUCACAUUUUAUUUAAUGUUAUUUUUCUGUCUCGGAUAAUCAGGAAUGUUUAAAAUUGCUUCAUAUUACACAUAUUUGUAUAAUAACAUAAUGUUCAGGUACAUUUUCUGAUGAAUUGUAUUUUUAACUCAAAAGCUAAGGAUCCUAGUUUUGUACUUUUUUAAAGUAUAGGUGCAUACCUGCUUACAAUGUGUGUGAAGAUGUUUUUACCUUUUGUUCAACCUACCUUUUCUUGUAUUAAUUAGCAAAUUGAUCUAAUUAAAA